AUGGUUGAUAUUGAGAAGGGUGCUAACUUUAAAGGUGCGGGCCGGAAGGAUAAAAUGAAUUGACCAGAUGUAGUAGAAAGUAAUCUCCUCUGAAUAGCCCACACAUUUGUUGUGAGUUUUUUUUUUUCAGACCAUUAUGUGUAACGACAUUGUAAAGGGGAUUUUCAGGGAGACACCUCCCGCACAGAAGCAGAGAAAAUGUCUAGUUUGAGUUUAUUUAUUCUUGCUCACAGAUAAAACUGAAGAAAUGCAGAAUUUACAUUACUAAUAAUUGCAAAACACUCAUUUAAAAUCCAUAACACAUAAUAUGUGACAUAAAUAGAGUACAGAACACUUCAAACAUUACAGGACAUUUUUCAUGAUGUAAAUUGAAAUGUUAAAAUGUGAUUGCAAGAAAUAGAAUUUUUGGGAAAACCAUUUAAGAGCUCGAGUUAUUAUACAGUCUGACAGCAGUGGGUAGAGUGGCGUUUCGCAGGUGGUUCGUACGGGCAGUUAUGCAGGACAGUUACCUCUUUUUGGAGGGAGCAGGUCAUUCAAUGGAUGUUCAAGAGUGUGCAUGUCCUUCACCAGGUGCACUGCAGCCUGCUCUUCCCUGCUCUGCAGUGACGGGAGCUGUGGUUGGACUGCGCCACCUCUGGAGAUGAUCCUCAAGGCCCUCCUCUGCACCCUGUCUAGUUGGGCCUGCUGCUUUUUAUUGGAUCCAACUAACAGCACUCCACCGUAUUCCAGACAAGGCCUGACCAGUGUAGUGUUUACUGUGACCAGAUCUUCAGUGGGUAGGCCAUUUCUAGCAAGAACAGUCAAAAAGAGGCCUUCCUCACUGACUGCUCCACAUGUGUGUCACCACUGAGGUUAGAGUCUAGAUGAAAACCAAGCUACUUGGCUGUUGUUACCACUGGUACUUCCUGUCCUCCUAGGAUUAGUGGUGCAGGUUGUGGAUGGUCUCUAGAAAAACUAUUUUUCUUCCCAUUCAGGAGCAUGUUCUUGGAUGUGGCCCACUCUUCCAGCUGCUUUGCCUCCAAGCCCAUGGAAGUGUCCUCUUGGAUGCUGGUUAAUGGUAUGGCUCGGGACAGCCCUACAGCGUCUGCAUACCCAGUGUCCAGAGUGUUACUGAAGACAACUUUUUGGGUGGACGUGAAGUAGAAACAGAUAUGGUGAAACCACACCCCCUUGUGGCACACCAGAGGUGACCUCUGACCAAGGGCUAAAUGUGCCAUUUGCCAUCACUCUCUGCCUUCUUCCGGUGGUGUAGCUGUGGAGCCAGGCUAGUAACCUUGGACACAGUUCAAUGUCAGACAGAUGUUGCAGGAGCUUUGCGUGAUCUACUCGAUCAAGCGGCUAGCAGGCCUCUUGGAGACAGGCCCUUUAUAUUCUAAUCCGAAAGUACGAAAUGUUCUGUAAACACCAGCCUGAGAGGCUGGGAGGAAGACACAACAGAAUCACACAGUAUCAAAGAUCCAUUAUCACUGUGACCUCGGCUCAGUCUGGCCUCAAACUUUAACCAUAACAUUCAACACUGACAGACAUUUGAUACUUGCAGUUAAACAGGUCAAAGGUAGGAACAUAAGUACUUAGUUAUAGUAAAUCAAAUGCAGGAAAGGAAUUAAUCAAAUAAUUCCCCAUUACAGUCAUAGUUAGAAAGUCCCAAUGUUCUUCAUGGGGAUGCAGGUAGGCCUUUAUAUUACAGAUGAACAUUUGAGACAAAUAUGUGGUUCAUUUAGACCAUGAAGACGACUGUUUUUAAUGAAAACUACCACAGGGGGUCUUUUGAGCCAUACUGUAUGAUCACAGUGCCAGACGGAAAAAGAAAUAGCCAGACGAUAGUGUCAGUUCCUCUGAGUGAAUGUUAAUGUCUGUAUCUCUGUCUUUUCUUAUUGGAAAAUAAUAAACAGAUUAUGAAAAGAAAGGGGGGGAAAAGAUGACUCUUCAUUCAUCUCUGGUGUUGCGUUUAAAGCCUGAUCUUUUAUAGCCUGUGGUUUGCCACCACUAGCAGAGUGAGGUAGGGGUGUGUGAGACUUUCUUAAUUUCCUGUCUCCUCACAUCAUGUCCAAGUCCACCUUCUCUGUUCACUGCAGCCUCAAAGUGAGCAGUGACCGAAAUUGCACCCUGAAACUUUCAGCUCCCACACUUCCUGUUUGUGUGGACCUGUUCCUCUGUCUGGUCCUCUCUCAGGCUUUAUGGUGGCUACAAGCUUCACUUUGUCGAUCGACGUGCAUGGGGCAGCGCACACUUUUGUCCACAUUGUCGUUGUGUUCCACCCAGAGAGGAAGUCCGCCUUGUGUAGUGUAAAUCCACUUAGGGGGCUUGGGGAGCCAGAUUAGCUUACCGAGCAAGAGGAGCCGAGGCACUCUUUGGCUGUAGCAAGGGAUGUCACUUGAACUUCCGGAUCCGGUGUUACAGUGGCUUGCGAAAGUAUUCACCCCCCUUGGCAUUUUUCCUAUAUUGUUGCCUUACAACCUGGAAUUAAAAUUGAUUUUUGGGGGGUUUGUAUCAUUUGAUUUACACAACAUGCCUACCACUUUGAAGAUGUAAAAUAUGAAACAAACAAGAAAUAAGACAGAAAAACUGAAAACUUGAACGUGCAUACAGUGAGGGAAAAAAGUAUUUGAUCCCCUGCUGAUUUUGUACGUUUGCCCACUGACAAAGAAAUUAUCAGUCUAUAUUUUUAAUAGUAGGUUUAUUUGAACAGUGAGAGACAGAAUAACAACAAAAAAAUCAAGAAAAACGCAUGUCAAAAAUGUUAUAAAUUGAUUUGCAUUUUAAUGAGGGAAAUAAAUAUUUGACCCCCUCUCAAUCAAAAAGAUUUCUGGCUCCCAGGUGUCUUUUAUACAGGUAACGAGCUGAGAUUAGGAGCACACUCUUAAAGGGAGUGCUCCUAAUCUCAGCUUGUUACCUGUAUAAAAGACACCUGUCCACAGAAGCAAUCAAUCAAUCAGAUUCCAAACUCCAUCAUGGCCAAGACCAAAGAGCUCUCCAAGGAUGUCAGGGACAAGAUUGUAGACCUACACAAGGCUGGAAUGGGCUACAAGACCAUUGCCAAGCAGCUUGGUGAGAAGGUGACAACAGAAGGUGCGAUUAUUCCCAAAUGGAAGAAACACAAAAUAACUGUCAAUCUCCCUCGUCCUGGGACUCCAUGCAAGAUCUCACCUUGUGGAGUUGCAAUGAUCAUGAAAACGGUGAGGAAUCAGCCCAGAACUACACGGGAGGAUCUUGUCAAUGAUCUUAAGGCAGCUGGGACCAUAGUCACCAAGAAAACAAUUGGUAACACACUACGCCGUGAAGGACUGAAAUCCUGCAGCGCCCGCAAGGUCCCCCUGCUCAAGAAAGCACAUAUACAGGCCUGUCUGAAGUUUUCCAAUGAACAUCUGAAUGAUUCAGAGGAGAACUGGGUGAAAGUGUUGUGGUCAGAUGAGACCAAAAUCGAGCUCUUUGGCAUCAACUCAACUCGCCGUGUUUGGAGGAGGAGGAAUGCUGCCUAUGACCCCAAGAACACCAUCCCCACCAUCAAACAUGGAGGUGGAAACAUUAUGCUUUUGGGGUGUUUUUCUGCUAAGGGGACAGGACAACUUCACCGCAUCAAAGGGACGAUGGACGGGGCCAUGUACCGUCAAAUCUUGGGUGAGAACCUCCUUCCCUCAGCCAGGGUAUUGAAAAUGGGUCGUGGAUGGUUAUUCCAGCAUGGUAAUGACCCAAAACACACGGCCAAGGCAACAAAGAGUGGCUCAAGAAGAAGCACAUUAAGGUCCUGGAGUGGCCUAGCCAGUCUCCAGACCUUAAUCCCAUAGAAAAUCUGUGGAGGGAGCUGAAGGUUCGAGUUGCCAAACGUCAGCCUCGAAACCUUAAUGACUUGGAGAAGAUCUGCAAAGAGGAGUGGGACAAAAUCCCUCCUGAGAUGUGUGCAAACCUGGUGGCCAACUACAAGAAACGUCUGACCUCUGUGAUUGCCAACAAGAGUUUUGCCACCAAGUACUAAGUCAUGUUUUGCAGAGGGGUCAAAUACUUAUUUCCCUCAUUAAAAUGCAAAUCAAUUUAUAACAUUUUUGACAUGGAUUGGAUUUUUGUUUUGUUAUUCUGUCUCUCACUGUUCAAAUAUACAUACCAUUAAAAUUAUAGACUGAUCAUGUCUUUCUCAGUGGGCAAACGUACAAAAUCAGCAGGGGAUCAAAUACUUUUUUCCCUCACUGUAACUAUUCACCCCCCCAAAGUCAAUACUUUGUAGAGCCACCUUUUGCAGCAAUUACAGCUUCAAGUCUCUUGGGGAAUAUCUCUAUAAGCUUGGCACAUCUAGCCACUGGGAUUUUUGCCCAUUCUUCAAGGCAGAACUGCUGCAGCUCCUUCAAGUUGGAUGGGUUCCGCUGGUGUAAAGCAAUCUUUAAGUCAUACCACAGAUUCUCAAUUGGAUUGACGUCUGGGCUUUGACUAGGCCAUUCCAAGACAUUUAAAUGUUUCCCCUUAAACCACUCGAGUGUUGCUUUAGCAGCAUGCUUAGAGUCAUUGUCCUGCUGGAAGGUGAACCUCCGUCCCAGUCUCAAAUCUCUGGAAGACUGAAACAGGAUUCCCUCAAGAAUUUCCCAUCCAUCAUUCCUUCAAUUCUGACCAGUUUCCUAGUCCCUGCCGAUGAAAAACAUCCCCACAGCAUGAUGCUGCCACCACCAUGCUUCACUGUGGGGAUGGUGUUCUUGGGGUGAUGAGAGGUGUUGGGUUUGCGCCAGACAUAAAGUUUUCCUUGAUGUCCAAAAAGCUCAAUUUUAGUCUCAUCUGACCAGAGUACCUUCCAUAUGUUUGGGGAAUCUCCCACAUGCCUUUUGGCGAACACCAAACGUGUUUGCUUAUUUUUUUCUUUAAGCAAUAGCUUUUUUCUUACCACUCUUCCAUAAAGCACAGCUCUGUGGAGUGUACGGCUUAAAGUUGUCCUAUGGACAGAUAAUCCAAUCUCCGCUGUGGAGCUUUGCAGCUCCUUCAGGGUUAUCUUUGGUCUCUUUGUUGCCUCUCUGAUUAAUGCCCUCCUUGCCUGGUCUGUGAGUUUUGGUUGGCGGCCCUCUCUUGGCAGGUUUGUUUUGGUGCCAUAUUCUUUCCAUUUUUUUAAUAAUGGAUUUAAUGGUGCUCCGUGGGAUGUUCAAAGUUUCUGAUAUUUUUUUAUAACCCAACCCUGAUCUGUACUACUCCACAACUUUUUCCCUGACCUGUUUGGAGAGCUCCUUGGUCUUCAUGGUGCCGCUUGCUUGGUGGUGUCCCUUGCUUAGUGGUGUUGCAGACUCUGGGGCCUUUCAAAACAGGUGUAUAUAUACUGAGAUCAUGUGACAGAUCAUGUGACACUUAGAUUGCACACAGGUGGACUUUAUUUAACUAAUUAUGUGACUUCUGAAGGUAAUUGGUUCCACCAGAUCUUAUUUAGGGGCUUCAUAGCAAAGGGGGUGAAUACAUAUGCAUGCACCACUUUUCCGUUAAUUAUUCUUUAUAAUUUUUUGAAACAAGUUAAUUUCACUCCACCAAUUUGGACUAUUUACAUGUCCAUUACAUGAAAUCCAAAUAAAAAUCUAUUUAAAUUACAGGUUGAAAUGCAACAAAAUUGAAAAAACGCCAAAGGGGAUGAAUACUUUUGCAAGGCAUGCCUUUUUGUUUAUAAAUACUAGCUAGCUAUAUGUGUACACUAGCUAGCUACAUAACUAGCUGUGUGUGAAUACUGAUUAUAGAUUACUGGCUCCUUCCUCCUCCUCCAUCUUUGUUUCCGCCCACAGAGAGUCCUUAACGUUUGUUAAUUAGUAGGUUGAGUAGGUUUUGGCAAAUUUAACUGCCACUGAGAUAACCACCUAGAAAACUGCUCCCUCAUCUUCGGUCAAGAUGGUUGGUAGUAAUGCUGAUAAUAACCUUGGUUUCCUCUCUCUCCAGGUACGACACGCCCCCCUCGAGACAGGGAGGUUCCCGGGGUUGAUUACAACUUCCUGUCCGUGGAGGACUUCCUGAACCUUGAGCAGAGUGGAACACUACUGGAAAUAGGAACUUAUGAAGGUGAGGAUGAUGAUGGUGGUGGUGAUGAUGACGAUGGUCAUAAUGAUGAUGAUGAUGAUGAUGCUGGUGGUGUUGGUUUUAGUGAUGCUGGUGAUGAUGAUGAUGAUGAUUAUGAUGCUAUGGUAGACUGUAGGAGUGGAGAAGAUAAUUUUUCUAUUUUUUAUAAGAUCAGUUCACAAGAUUAUUUUAUUUGUUUAUUUGUAUUAUUGUUAUUUUUUAUUUUUUUACAAUACAAAACAUACACAUACAAACAGAUCACAAGAUUAUCCUUACCUAGAUUACCACAGUGAUAAGUAUUCUGUCCUGACAGAAACUACAAUCCACCUGUGUGUGUGUGUGUGUGUGUGUGUUUGGGUGUGUGUGUGUGUGUGUGUGUGUGUGUGUGUGUGUUUGUGCACGUGUAGUGUUAAUCUGCUUGGCACCUGUACUAUUGUGUGUUUGGCUCCUUUCUCCCUGCCCCGCAGACAAUGUCAAAUACCUGUCCACAGGAGCCUAAUGCCUUCCAAAUACAAAUAUGAGGCAGACCUACAUACACUAGGUCUCAAUGACAUGACAUGCAGUGGCAUUGAGAUAUGUCCAAAAUUGUAACUUUCCAAGAAUUGUGGAUAGACUUUUAAAAAAUGUUUUCAGGAUAAUUUUUUAAGAUCAGGAUUUUCAGUUCAUCAGUUGUAGAUAAUGACUUAGAAUUAGAAUGUAGUUUUGAGCAUGUGUCGCUAUCUCCUGCAUUGCAUUGUGGAUGGUAUUUACUUAUCAGUGGGAUUUACAGGAAAUAAACAUAAGCAACAGAAGUCAUUUCAAUAUAUAGAUAAACAAAAGUGAAAUUAACAAUAAAAAGUGAACAGUAAACAAUACACUCACAAAAGUUCCAAAGGAAUAGAGACAUUUCAAAUGUCAUAUUAUGGCCAUAUACAGUGUUGUAACGAUGUGCAAAUAGUUAAAGUACAAAAGGAAAAAUACAUAAACAUAAAUAUGGGUUGAAUUUACAAUGGUGUUUGCCCUUUUCUUGUGGCAAUAGGUCACAAAUCUUGCUGCUGUGAUUGCACACUGUGGUAUUUCACCCAAUAGAUAUGGGAGUUUAUCAAGAUUGGAUUUGUUUUCGAAUUCUUUGUGGGGCUGUGUAAUCUGAGGGAAGUACAGUGCCUUGCAAAAGUAUACAUCCCCCUUGGCGUUUUUCCUAUUUUGUUGCUUUACAACCUGUAAUUUAAAUAGAUUUUUUUUUGGAUUUCAUGUAAUGGAUACACACAAAAUAUUAGAAAUUAGUGAAGUGAAAAAACAUAACUUGUUUCAAAAAUUUCAAAAAAAUAAAUAACGGAAAAGUGGUGCGUGCAUAUGUAUUCACCCCCUUUGCUAUGAAGCACCUAAAUAAAAAAUAUCAGAAACUAUGAACAUCCCACGGAGCACCAUUAAAUCCAUUAUUAACAAAUGGAAAGAAUGGCACCACAACUAUAAUGAAUACUCAGGGAGAAAAAGGUGUGGAUUCACGCGCAGAGUGCGGCAGGUGUUUAUUUCGCCUUCGCAGAAGGUAGGAAUCGUGGUCACAGGCGGAGAAUGGUCAUACACAGGUAGACAAACAGGCAGGAGAAUCAAAAACUAGGACUGAAGGCUAUAACUGUUUCUCACAAACGAGCUAGGAAAAGGCUAAGUAAAGUCAAAACGAACAAUACCUCACAAGGCACAAACAGAAUGAACUGAACUAAAUAAGGAGCUAAUGAGACCAGGUGAGUAACAAACACAGGUGAAAUCAAUGAACAAACAUGAAAGACAGGGCUACGUUCAAGAACACAAAGAAACAGGGCUACGUUCAAGAACACAAGGUUGACUAAGAAAAUAAAUAUAGAACCUUACAACAACAAACCUGCCAAGAGAGGGCCGCCCACCAAAACUCACAGACCAGGCAAGGAGGGCAUUAAUCAGAGAGGCAACAAAGAGACCAAAGAUAACCCUGAAGGAGCUGCAAAGCUCCACAGCGGAGAUUGGAGUAUCUGUCCAUAGGACCACUUUAAGCUGUGCACUCCACAUAGCUGGGCUUUACGGAAGAGUGGCCAGAAAAAAUCCAUUGCUUAAAGAAAAAAAUAAGCAAACACGUUUGGUGUUCGCCAAAGGGCAUGUGGGAGACUCCCCAAACAUAUGGAAUAAGGUACUCUGGUCAGAUGAGACUAAAAUUGAGCUUUUUGGACAUCAAGGAAAACGCUAUCUCUAGCGCAAAGGCAAAUUCUUGAGGGAAACCUGUUUCAGUCUUCCAGAAAUUUGAGACUGGGACGGCGGUUCACCUUCCAGCAGGACAAUGACCCUAAGCCUACUGCUAAAGCAACACUUGAGUGGUUUAAGGGGAAACAUUUAAAUGUCUUGGAAUGGCCUAGUAAAAGCCCAGACCUCAGUCCAAUUGAGAAUCUGUGGUAUGACUUAAAGAUUGCUGUACACCAGCUGAACCCAUCCAACUUGAAGGAGCUGGAGCAGUUUUGUCUUGAAGAAUGGGCAGAAAUCCCAGUGGCUAGAUGUGCCAAGCUUAUAGAGACAUACCCCAAGAGACUUGCAGCUGUAAUUGCUGCAAAAGGUGGCUCUACAAAGUAUUGACUUCUGGGGGGGGGGGGGGGGGGGGGGGGGUGAAUAGCUAUGCACGUUUUUUGUUUUUCUGUCUUAUUUCUUGUUUGUUUCACAAUAAAAACAUGUUUGCAUCUUCAAAGUGUUAGGCAUGUUGUGUAAAUCAAAUGAUACAAACCCCCCAAAAAUCCAUUUGAAUUCCAGGUUGUAAGGCAACAAAAUGGGGAAAAUGCCAAGGGGGGUGAAUACUUUCACAAGCCACUGUAUGUGUUGUCAUAGAAAUAUAUAUGACUCGAAAGUAGUCAACUCAAACAUAUCUCACAAGAAACUGGAGCCUGUGAAUCCAAGAAUUAGACUUUUAUUAUCUAAUAACAAAAGCCGAGCAGUUCCAUGAAACGGCUGUCUCUCUUUGGCUUAGAGCUCCCUUUUAUACACAUACACAAAUGCACAAACAUGCGUACAUGGCAUAUACAGUUACCCCCUUAUGGCAAAUUCCUAACUUAUUUUAGUUCUACACUACCCUUCUUUUUCAAUGUCCAGCUGUCACACAAUGUCCACUCCAAAAGGUCAUGAAUGCUUUUUUCUAUAUGAAGCCUCUCAUUCUAUCAUUCUAUUGGCUGCGUGGCCUAGGCCCCUUCUUAAAAAAUAACUAAGGUAAUGCAUACAAUGUGUCCAUAAUAAGCCCAUGGGCCACAGUUUGAAAGCCCCUUUGACAGAGCACAUACAUUCAUUUAAACAUAGUCAUGUUUAUUACUAAUAUUAUUAUUUUACCUUUGACCUCUCCCUACAUUUGCCUUAAUGAUACAUAAAAUAAUACCAUUGUGUCUCUAAUAUGGUCAUACAUUUGGCAGGGGAGUGUGCCAAAUGUUUUGUGGGCAGUGUGCACAUAGCCUGUCUGCCUAUGGCAGCCUUUCUCAAUAGCAAGGCUAUGCUCACUGAGUCUGUACAUAGUCAAAGCAUUCCUCAAUUUUUGGUCAGUCACACUGGUCAGGUAUUCUGCAUGCAGAGUCUCAAUUUGGUGUUUGUCCCAUUUUGUGAAUUCUUGGUUGGUGAGCGGACCCCAGACCUCACAACCAUAAAGGGCAAUGGGUUCUAUAACUGAUUCAAGUAUUUGACAUACCUAAUUGGUAUGUCAAAUUUUAUGUUCCUUUUGAUGGCAUAGAUGGCCCUUCUUGCCUUGUCUCUCAGAUCGUUCACAGCUUUGUGGAAGUUAACUGUGUUUAGAUUGAAUUUGUAUUUGUGGCCCUGGCAACUGCACCUUUUUUGGAACACCAUUAUUUUGUCUUACUAAGAUUUACUGUCAGGGCCCAGGUCUGACAGAAUCUGUACAGAAGAUCUAGGUGCUGCUGUAGAAGCACCAGAUCAUCAGCAAACAGUAGACAUUUGACUUCAGAUUCUAGUAGGGUGAGGCUGGUGCUAGAGAAAAAGACUCCAGGAACGAAGAACGGAGCUAAGAGAGGGGGCGAACAAAGAACACAUCCCCCAAAAACCCCCCCCCCCUCCCUUUAUCCCCCGAAAAGACCCCGUCCCUCAAGCCCUCGCCGGGUCUCUUCACUUCUCCAUACCAUCCAGACAGUUCCGCUCGCAAGCCGCUAAAAAUACGUCUCUCUCUCUCCUACUCUCCUUCUCCCUCUCUCCCUCUCCCUCCCCGUCCCCCCUACCCCUUCCUAUCUCCCUCCCCCUCCCCCUCUCCCUCCCCGUUCCUCUCUCCUUCUCAGCUAAUGUCCCUCUUGUUGCCUAGGUAACUAUUAUGGGACCCCUAAGCCGCUGAGGCAGCCCGUGGUUGGGACAGUGAUUCUCAGUGAUGCUGUGCUCCUCGACGGUCCCCCAGGCUCCCAGCAGUCCACUCCCAAGCGCACCAAGUCCUACAAUGACAUGCAAAACGCCCGAGUAGUGCCUGCUGACUACGAGGAUGACGACCAGGCCACAGAAAUGAACAACAGUUUUACAGGUAUGUCAUUGUACGUGCGGUCAGACAGUUAGACACAGACUACCACUACCAAACCAGGCUGGUGUUCACUGUGGGAUGUGUGUAUUUGGGGUGUGGGUGAGUUGUGUGUGUGUGUGUGCGCAUGUAUGUUUGUGUGUAUGUGUGCUAGCAUGUCUACGCACAUGCGUGAAAGAGAGUGUGUGUCUGUGUUUGUGCUCUCCUCUGCCCUGUGUUGCUGGGUGUUGGGCGCGCGACAUCAUGUCUUUGUGAUGCUGACUUCUCUUUGUGAGACUCAUAACACUGCCAUCUGCCUGUGAGGAGGGAAGAAACACAGUACAGGCAAGGAUCAUAGGGCCUCGAUCUCCUCUCUCUCUCUCUCUCUCUCUCUUUCUCUCUAUCUAUCUCAGCUUUGUCUCCUCCGUUAUAGAUAGAAGUGCUGGAUGAGCUAGAGCGACUCUUCGAGAUCUUUCUCGGUCUCUCGAUUUUCUCCUCUCUCUCUCAUUCUCUCUCUCUCUCUCUCUUCUCUCUCCUCUCUCUCUUCUCUUUCUCUCUUUCUCGCUCCCUUUCUCUCUCUUGCUCUCUCUCUCACUCCCUCCAUCUUUCUCUCUCUCUCGCUCUCUUUCUCUCUCUCUCACACUCUCUCUCUUUCUUGUUUUCUCUAACAUUUUGUGAAUAGUUUUUAGGCAUAAUUUCUGACUGAGUUUGAAAUAUCGCUUAUCAGAACCUGUGUUAAUGUGUUAGCCCAGACAGGAAGCAAGCUGAUGGGGACGGAUGAGUGUGUUUUUCUCUCUGUCUCUCUCUCUUUGAAGUCUGUUCCAUCCUGGAGAGUGUGUGAGACAGUCAGUCAGUUCCUAGAUGGAGUUUAUUUUCUCAUGGGCGGGCAGGCAGUGUGAAACUAUGCUCACUCUGUGUGUCCUGCCAGUCUGGCAGAGUGGUGGAUUAGCGUUUGAUCACCCCUGAAAGGCUCACGGAAGUGAGAGAGGGAGGAGGGAGGCAGGGAGGGCAAGAUAAAGGGAGGGAACUGGGGGGUUGGGUUUUAAGAGAAAUGGAGACUGACUGCAUUUUCAUUAUAGUCAUUGGGCCCAUUCCUUUUGGACUAGCAGGCAGGGGGUUUACAGAGGGAGGGAGAGAAAUGAGUUAAGAAAGGGGGAAAUGUUUUGCAGUUGUGAACCAUAGUGUAAAUGUUUUUGUUGGUUUUAGUAGUGCAGUGUACCCUUAUCAUAAAGUGUGUUAUCGUUCCACCCUUAGAUUCCCACAUUAGGGUUGCUGCAUGAAACAUAAAUCUCCUCUCUCUGUUUUGUUCUGUGUUGUCGUGCUCCUUACUUUCCCAGGAUCCUUAGUGCGUAGUCUCUUCCCCUCUCCCUUGUUGUGCACAGGUAACCCUAGCGACCAGGACGAGAGCCGCGGAGGUGUUCUACGGCCAUACCCCGCGCGCGAGAACGCUCCGUCCUAUGGUCUGAACAACGUGGCCGCCACCACCUCGGACAGCGGGCAGCAGACACACGCCCAGCCCCAGGCCUCCCCAGAAGACCCCCUAGGACCCCUUCCAGACAACUGGGAGAUGGCCUACACCGAGAACGGAGAAGUCUACUUUAUAGAGUAUGUAUAAUAUACACAACAUGACCACAAGUAUGUGGACACCUGCUCAUUAAACAUCUCAUUCCAAAAUCAUGAGUUGGUCCCCCCUUUGCUGCUAUAACAGCCUCCACUCAUCUGGGAAGGCUUUCUACUAGAUGUUAGAACAUUGCUGCAGGGACUUGCUUCCAUUAAGCCACAAGAGCAUUAGUGAGGUCGGGCACUGAUGGUUGGCAAUUUGGCCUGGCUCGCAGUCGGCGUUCCAAUUCAUCCCAAAGGUGUUUGAUGGAGUUAAGGUCAGGGCUCUGUGCAGGCCAGUCAAGUUCUUCCACCCCGAUCUCGACAAACCAUUUCGAUAUGGACCUCGCUUUGUGCACAGGGGCAUUGUCAUGCUGAAACAGGAAAGGGCCUUCCCCAAACUGUUGCCACAAAGUUGGAAGCACAGAAUCGCCAAGAAUGUCAUUGUAUGCUGUAGCAUUACGAUUUCCCUUCACUGGAACUAAGGGGCCUAGCCCGAACCAUGAAAAACAGCCCCAGACCAUAAUUCCUCCUCCAACAAACCUUACAGUUGGCACUAUGCAUUUGGGCAGGUAGCGUUCUCCUGGCAUCCGCCAAACCCAGAUUCGUCCGUCAGACUGCCAGACUGAAGCGUGAUUCAUCACUCCAGAGAACAUGUUUCCACUGCCCCAGAGUCCAAUGGCUAGCUUUACACCACACCAGCUGAUGCUUGGCAUUGUGCAUAGUGAUCUUAGGCUUGUGUGUGGCUGCUCGGCCAUGGAAACCCAUUUCAUGACGCUCCUGACGAACAGUUCUCGUGCUGAAGUUUGCUUCCAGAGGCAGUUUGGAACUCAGUAGUGAGUGUUGCAACCGAGGACAGACGAUUUGUAUGCAUUACGCGCUUCAGCACUCUGCGGUCCUGUUCUGUGAGCUUGUGUGGCCUAACACUUCGUGGCUGAGCCGUUGUUGCUCCUAGAUGUUUCCACUUCACAGCACUUACAGUUGACUGGGCAGCUCUAGCAGGGCAGUAAUUUGAUGAACUGACUUGUUGGAAAGGUGGCAUUCUAUGAAGGCGCCACGUUGAAAGUCACUGAGCUCUUCAGUAAGGCCAUUCUACUGUAAAUGUUUGUCUAUGGAGAUUGCAUGGCUGUGUGCUCGAUUUUAUACACCUGUCAGCAAAGGGUGUGGCUGAAAUAGCCGAACCCACUAAUUUGAAGGUGUGUCCACAUACUUUUGUAUACAUAGUGCACCUUACACCCUACAUCCUACACCAAUAAUGGAGAGCGACUCCAGUCCACAUCAUCAAAUCAAUCAAAUCAAAUUGUAUUUAUCACGUGCCGAAUACAACUUUACAGUGAAAUGCUUGUUUACGAAUCAUUCCCAAUGAUGCAGAGUUUAAAAAAUAUGAUAAAACAUUAAAUAGUUACUUACACAAGAGGAAUAAAAUAAAAUACACAAGAAUGGAGCUAUAUACAGGGAGUACCAGUGCCAGAUCAAUGUGCAGCGGUACGAGGUACUUGAGGUAGAUAUCUCCAUGAAGGCUGGGUAACGUGACUAGGCAUCUGCAUAGCUAGAUAAUAAUACGAGUAAAAUAAAGAACAGAGUAGCAGCAGCAAAUGAUGAGUGUAAAAGCGUGUGUGUGAGUGUGUGUGUAUGUAUGUUUGUCUGUGUUGUGUGGGUAUGCGUGUGUAUGUUAUGUAUGUGUGCAUGUGUAUUGUUUGAAUGUGUGAGUGAUUUGUGUGUGAGUGAGUGUGUAUAUGGUGUGUAUAUAUAGUCUAGUGAGUGUGCAUAGGGUCAGUGCAAGAUAGAGUCAGUGCAGAUAUUUCGGGUACCAUUAAUUGACUAUUUAGCAGUCUGGCUAUUUAGCAGUCUAAUGGCUUGGGGGUAAAAACUGUCUCGGCGCCUGUUGGUCCGAGAGCCGAUGCUCCGGUACCGUUUGCCAGACGGUAGCAGAGUGAACAGUCUAUGGCUUGGGUGGCUGGAGUCUUUGGCUAUUUUUUGGCCAUUCCUCUGACACCGGGUGAUAUAUAGAGGUCCUGGAUGACAGGGAGCUCAGCCCCAGUGAUGUACUGGGCUUUUUGCACCACCCAUAGUGUACAUAUUCACCCUGUACACUAUGCCCUAUACCCUAUGUAAGUACCGUUACACUGAGAAUGAAGAGGUCUACUUCAUAGACUACAUACCCUAAAUACAGUGCCCUAUAUACUCCCUAUACUAUCAAGCCUCUCUGUCCUGUAUCCCACCACUAUCCCACCCUCCCUCCUCCCUUCCCUCAGACAGGCCUGUCAGUGCUCAUUGCUCUCCAGGCCAUUAAUCCUCUAUAGUCUGAUCUCUUUUGAAAUCACAGGCAGAUCAGAUCACUUGACCACCUCAAUGAAGCCCAGCCCUCUGUCCUCAGACCAACACACAGAGCUGGGUCUGCCUGCCUGCCUGCCUGUCUGCCUGUCUGCCUGCCUGCCUGCCUGCCUGCCUGUCUGUCUGUCUGUCUGUCUGUCUGUCUGUCUGUCUGUCUGUCUGUCUGUCUGUCUGUCUGUCUGUCUGUCUGUCUGUCUGUCUGUCUGUCUGUCUGUCUGUCUGUCUGUCUGUCUGUCUGUCUGUCUGUCUGUCUGUCUGUCUGUCUGUCUGUCGUCUGUCUGUCUGUCUGUCUGUCUGUCUGUCUGUCUGUCUGUCUGUCUGUCUGUCUGUCUGUGUCUGUCUGUCUGUCUGUCUGUCUGUCUGUCUGUCUGUCUGUCUGUCUGUCUGUCUGUCUGUCUGUCUGUCUGUCUGUCUGUCUGUCUGUCUGUCUGCCUGCCUGCCUGCCUGUCUGUCUGUCUGUCUGUCUGUCUGUCUGUCUGCCUGCCUGCCUGCCUGCCUGCCUGCCUGCCUGCCUGCCUGCCUGCCUGCCUGCCUGUCUGUCUGUCUGUCUGUCUGUCUGUCUGUCUGUCUGUCUGUCUGUCUGUCUGUCUGUCUGUCUGCCUGCCUGCCUGCCUGCCUGCCUGCCUGCCUGCCUGCCUGCCUGCCUGCCUGCCUGUCUGUCUGUCUGUCUGCCUGCCUGCCUGCCUGCCUGCCUGCCUGCCUGCCUGCCUGCCUGCCUGCCUGCCUGCCUGCCUGCCUGCCUGCCUGCCUGUCUGUCUGUCUGUCUGCCUGCCUGCCUGCCUGCCUGCCUGCCUGCCUGCCUGCCUGCCUGCCUGCCUGCCUGCCUGCCUGCCUGCCUGUCUGUCUGUCUGUCUGUCUGUCUGUCUGUCUGUCUGUCUGUCUGUCUGUCUGUCUGUCUGUCUGUCUGUCUGUCUGUCUGUCCGUCCGUCCGUCCGUCCGUCCGCCCGCCCGCCCGCCUGUCUGUCUGGCUGUCUGCCUGGCUGGCUGGCUGGCUGGCUGGCUGGCUGGCUGGCUGGCUGGGAGGGGAUGAGGAAAUAGCUGGGUGCAUUCAACACCUGCAUGUUGGUCUGCUUUUAUUAUUGGACUAGCAGAGUCACGAGGAUUGAAAGGAGAGCUUGUAGUGGUGAUGUUGAGGAUACAGCUAACUAUUCUAGACAAUAGGUCGACAAUGACUCCAACCCUCUUGUCUGUGUUUCUCAAUAGGGGAGAAGUCUGUUUGGUGUAGCGUUAAUCUCUGUUUGGUUUUACUAGUUUGUUGACAAGCCUAUUGACCUAAACCCUUUAUGUCCUUGUGCUGAUGAGAUCAUUGGGCCUUUGUUAGCUUUUAGUGCUCAUCACCUUGACUUCAGAGCCAGUCUUUAACAGCUCUGUGUGUUUGUUGUUUUCUCAGCCACAACACAAAGACCACAUCAUGGCUCGACCCUCGCUGUCUGGAGAAACCUCUGGAACCUCUGGAAGAGUGUGAGGAUGAUGGUAAGCCAAGCCGUGUGUGUGUGUGUGUGUGUGUGUGUGUGUGUGUGUGUGUGUGUGUGUGAGAGAGAGAGAGAGCGAGAGAGGAUGUGAGUGUGUUUGUGUGUGUGUCAUUCAUUUCUGUGCUCUAUUGUUUACCACUUAAUCUUGUACCUUGUUGAUAGUAUCAGUAGGUGGUGACACUGAGCUCAUAUAUAAAUAUGAUAAAGUCUGUUUCUAUACAGUGGUCCUGUCAUUACUAUGACAGUGUUUUGAUACCUUGAAAAAUGGAAAAAUUGUUAUUUUUUUUGAUUGGCUUUCCAUCUAAGGAAUUGUGUAAUAGUUCCUUUGAAUAUUUGUGUAAAUGUAACAUUUUCAAAUAAAUAUCUAUGCAACAAUGUCACAUUAAAUUUGUUUAGGAACAUACAAGUAAUGAUAUAGAUGUCUGUGUGUGAAAAUUCAGAAGAAAUACAUUAUUUUGACCAAUUCUUCGACCAAUAUCAGAAAUGGCACCACCAUGUGGCCGUUUAGCUAACUGUGUCAUGUUUUAGGUCCAUAUAUCAUUGAUUUAAUGGAUUACGGUGCAUCUAUUUUUCAGUAAAUACUCAUUGGUGACUUAAAGAUGUAUAUUUCUCUCCCUCCUUGUCUUUCUCUGUAAUAUUACUGUCUCUCCUUAUUUUCCUUUAUUUGUCAUUCCAUCAACCAAUCAAACCCCUUUCUUUUUCAUCCUGCUCUCUUCACAUUGGAGAAGAAGGGGUACAUACUGAGGAACCGGACAAUGAGCUAGGUAUGCACCUUUAUUUGCUCUCUCUCUCUCUCUCUCUCUCUCUCUCUCUCUCUCUCUCUCUCUCUCUCUCUCUCUCUCUCUCUCUCUCUCUCUCUCUCUCUCACUUUGUUUCUGUCAUUGCAUUGGCUAUCGGCUGUAUAUUGGUGAGGGUUAUGGUGAUUCUCAACCUUUUCUUUCUAUACUGUUAAUCAAUCAAUCAUAUUUGAUUUGAAAAGCAUUUUAUACAAAAUCUUGAUCUACAACUACUAAAUUAUUUCUUACCAUGUCACUCACCUAUUUGGAUGUGUCACGAUAAUUGUAUUAUUUGGCUCAUAUAUUGACUUAACAGGGUGGGCUGCUUGCUUCUAACUGCUGAGUGAGUGAUUUCCUUUUAUGCAGGAGAACACAGUAGGAAUAUGUUUGUAUUUGACGUCUCAGGUUGGUCUCCGUACUUAUUGGUUUGACGUCUCAGGUUGGUCUCCGUACUUAUUGGUUUGACGUCUCAGGUUGGUCUUCGUACUUAUUGGUUUGACGUCUCAGGUUGUUCUCCGUACUUAUUGGUUUGACAUCUCAGGUUGGUCUCCGUACUUAUUGGUUUGACAUCUCAGGUUGUUCUCUGUAUUUGUUGGUUUGACAUCUCAGGAUGGUCUCCGUACUUAUUGGUUUGACGUCUCAGGUCGGUCUCCGUACUUAGAGCUGCUCCACAGACUGGAAAAUUGCUCUGCUGAUUCACAGGCCACUUUGUAGACUAUUUGGCAGAAACAGAAAUGCUCCUGAAAGGGAACGCAAUCUCUGACUCUUUCAGGGCCCUGAGUGUCGGGCCUAUGAGCUCCUAUUAUUUCUGGCACAUCAGAAGCAGGCAGUCUGUGAUUAUUGAUUGUGAAAUCCAGCCAGCUCCAAAGUGUUUGUGGGAGUUAUCAGCAGCCCACGCUAACACACGGCGCUAAUGUCUUUGUAUGAAAUCAAAUACAGUGAGGAGGAAAAUGAGAUGCUAAGGCUUUAAUGAGAGUGUCAACUUAAUAGGCACUCUCUGUCAGACAAUUCCCUUUGAGCGCCGAUGCAGCCGAGUGUGUGCACGUGUACGAGCUUGUGUUUGUGUGUGUGCGCACGCUGGAGGAAGCAGUAUUUGAAAGGUAUAUACUGAAACAUGGUAACAUCUGCAGUGAACACAUAGCCAUAAACUGCAUGUAGAUGAACAGUUAUGUAAGGUAGAAUCACACAGAUACAUAAAGAUACAUAAAGAUGUUGGCUCUCUACAUUGUUGUAAAUGUCUUAUGACUGCCCUGAGUCAUGUAGACAGUUGGCCAAUGUGAUUUUUGUCUGAAUGUUCAGAGAACAUUGUACUGUCUAUUUCUAUGAAGAUGUCCAUUGAAAGCAGAUAUGCAAUUUGUUGACACCACAACACAGUACCGACUUGGAUGCACAUUGCACAUUAUCCCGAAUGCUAAUCAAUAAAAUAAUCUGUUAAAUCUGCUGCUCUGUUUUGCCUGUUUACAGCGGGUCAUUUCAUAGGGAACUGUCGGAGGCGCUCUUGUAUUCUCAAGUCACCAACAUUUGGAGAAUAAAGGCGCUAACAUGGCGACCGAUAUAAAACCUGGCCAAACUCUCUUAAUAUAUGGUUCUGGACUGGUCUAUAUACAGUACUGGCCUGCUGGCUAAGUUAACUUGUGGGAGGCGUGCAAUUGUGUACAUCUAUCAACUGUUUGUAGCAGUUGACAACGUAGAAAACAACCUGGUUCUGUUCUGAAGACAGAGAUAAAUAUGAGCGGGCUGGGUCUGAGUGUAUGAAUAGUGAAUUUAGUAGGAGGGAGCGGUCAAACUCUGCAGUCUAAUUUAGUUCAGAAACUCCCCUGACAGCUGGCUGUGUGUGUAGCCUGUGUGUGUGUCUCGCUCAGUGAGGUAGAGAGAGUAGUUUGACUCCAUAUUAAAUGUCUGCACCAUGGGCCACUGACUGUACUGAGAAAAAAAAUAACAAAUAGGAAUAAUAAUAAAGCGAAGAGUCAUGUCAGGUAAACAUAGAUUCACUUCAGAGUUGCUUUACACACCUGAGAGACCUUGAAUAAGGAAAACAGCACAGUGUCAUCCUCUAAAGUUCUUACUGAAGGAGAACACUACCUUAAUGAAUGUGUAAUUACAGUGAUCUAACAUUGCUGUUCCUUCUCUGUUUCAGAGCUGCCUGCAGGAUGGGAGAAGAUAGAUGACCCAGUGUAUGGGGUGUACUACGUAGAGUAAGUUGGAACACCUCAUUGACACCUCACGGUUCAUAGCGAUCUUUUUUCACAUUCCUCUCAUUAACCCCACAAUAAUUAAUAAGACGGAAUUCAUCAGCAUUUUCAUGUAGUUUACUGUAAACUGCGACAUUUCAGCUGAACUGGCAUUUUCUCUCCAUCUCUCUGUCAGACCUUUUUUACAUUCAGUGUACUAUAAUUGGUUUGAAGCAAAGUAGAUUUAGCUGAAACCAGACUCCAUUUUGUGUGGCCAGUGUGUAGUUUGUGUAGACCUAUGUGGUUGCCACAGAGCUGGUGGGAUUUACGAGGCUGUGAGCCAGAGGAUGUCAAACACUGUGUACUGCCAUUUAUCAUGGUGACAAUCAAUAUCCCACACUCAUCCUUUCCUGCCUGGUUCCCUGGGGAGGUAGGAGCAAAUUAGCAAUAUACACUCAAGAGAAAGGGAAGGCGAGGCGAGAGAGAGAAGAGAGAGGAGAGUAGGAGAGAGAGCAGAGAGAGAGAGCGAGAGCGAGAGAGAGAGAAGCGAGGAGAGAGAGAGAGAGGCAAGAGAGAGAGAGAGAUAUAUAGAUAUAGCGAGAGGGUAGAAAACAAACAUCGCUCUCCGCUAUCUCUCGAUCCUCUCUCUCUAUCUCUCUCUCUCUCUCCUCUCUCUCUCUCUCUCUCUCCCUCCGCUCUGUCUCUCUCACAUCAUCUCUCACAUCAUCAGUCACAUCAACAGGAAGACCCAGUAUGAGAACCCCAUAGUGGAGGCUAAGCGUAGGAAGCAGCUGGAGCAGCCGCAGCCUCCUGAAGGUGAGCGGUACAUUCGAGGUUCGUUUCCUGCCCUGGCACGGCACCAUUUCUUUCUUUCUUCAUGUCUGUCUCCGUCUCGUCUGUCUCUCGACAUGUCUUGUCUCAUGUCUUGUCCUGCAGGGUUGGGUUUGAUUCCAUUUGAAGUCAGUAAUUCCAGGAAGUUAAUUGAAAUCCCAGUUUAAGAAUUAAAAGUUAGUUCCUCAGAAUUAGAAUUUCGAUUCAUUCUCCUGGAUUUGAAAUGGAAUUGGCCCCAACCCUUGUGCUGUCCUGUUGGCGUUUGGGUUCUUAUUAGUUUGAUUAAAGAUCAUUAAAACAUCAUUUUUAUAUUCCUUUCAAGACAUGAGCCACUGUAGCGUCCGCUUAUUUGUCAUCAGAGGCUUAGAGCUGUGGAAGCUGCCGUCCAUGUGCAAACUGCUGCUGAUAUCAUGCUUGCUAAGUGUUAGGACCACUGAGACACAAUGUUAUGAUGAAAUGGCAUGUAAGGAUCAGAUGUAAUGUUAAAACAUAUUUUAAAUAAAUGUAUCUCUUAUUGCAUAAUGUACUGUGUUAGAAUAAAUGACUACUUGCCAGUUAUGAUGAAUAAUUAGUCUGUUAAGAGAUUUUGGGAUUUUGAGGAGUUUGGGUGUAUAUUGUGCAUGUGUUAACUGUGUAGAGCAGGAGUGUCAAACUAUUUUUGCCCCGGGGGCCACAUUCGGUCUUAAACGAGGUCUGGAGGGCUGCACCGAAAAUGUGUUAUAUUUCCUCGCCUUCAAAUGUGUAAAAAGUAGUCCUCUGUCUGUCUAGCUUUCAUUUCGGUGAUUAUUAGGAAGCUGGACAAAGUCAAGAAACUGUAUGAAUGUAUGUCUAUCAUUUCUACACAGUUUCUAUUUGGUUUUAGUCAUUUUAAAGUGUAUUGCGUUUGUCCCCCCCCCCCCCCCCCCCCCCCCCAGCCAGCGGGCGUAUGUUUGACACCCCUGGUGUAGAGCAAGUUUGAGUGAGCAAAUGCAUGAUGUGACGCUUAUGUCUGUGUACCUAUGUUUGUAUUUUAUCGAUUGUGUACGUUUGUGUGUGUCAGUGUAUGUGUGUGUAUUUGUGUGUGUGCUUGCGUGCAUCCGUGUGUUUGCGCCUGUGCAUGCGUGUGUGUUCUUGCAUACACCCGUGUGUGUGUGUUUGUGUGUGUGAUUUCACAGUCCCUCUGUGUCUCUCGCUGUACAGAGUGGAUAGAGGAGCACUCAUCAGCUGGUGCUCCCCUGGCCAUCUAUCCCAGUAACCACCUAGAGACGUACCGUGACCCCCAGGUCCCGCCCCCACUGCCCCCUGCCCCGGGAGGGACCAAACGUGAGUGGGGUUGCACUUUCUAGACAACACACACACACGCACAAACACACACACACACACUUUCAAUACCAGGGUCUUUUGCACCACAGACAUCUAACUCAAAUACACCCACAAUGUACAGUUUCAGUGAUACACAUGCAUGACCAGAGACAGACAGACAUAAACACAGACAGGGGACCCUUGGGAUCAAGGGUUUCAAGGGAUCAAACUCUUCAGGAAACAAUUACCAUAUAAGGUUUUUAACAUGUCUAUCAGCCCACAUGUACCAUAAUGAACGUUCUGUGUAUGUUAACUAGCUAUGACCAACACACCAUGGAUAUUAAGCAUUCUCUACUAGCAUUCACUGACUAUUGUCACUGAUUAAACAAAUGGUGAGCAAUUGAUUAUACAAUGGUGAGCAAUUGAUUAUAUUAUAUGGAUGCUUGGGUUGAUGGACAGAAAGACAGACAUAGAUAGGUAGACAAGUGAAAUGACAGACAGGCAGCUAAUUUAACUGACACGGACAGACAUAGAAAUAUGUUCCAAAUAACGUUAUUUGCCCUGUGUUCUGUAGGAGGGAAGCCGUUCUUCACGCGGAACCCAGCGGAGCUGAACGGAAUCUUCAUAAACACCAAACUGAAGAAGAGCCGCCGCGGGUUCGGCUUUACCGUCGUCGGGGGCGACGAGCCGGAUGAGUUCCUACAGAUCAAGAGUCUCGUCCUGGAUGGUCCUGCUGCUGUGGAUGGGAAGAUGGAGACAGGUGCAGUACACUGUCUUAGCCCACAGAGGGCACUGUUUUACACCAUUUAUACAGAAAGCAUUUGCCCAAUUGCUAAGGAGGUUGAAGUGAUUGUGUAAGCUAAAGACUAUACAUAUUGGAGACAUAUGGUAAUAUACUUGCACCUCACAUAGUACAUUCACUGUGUUACUUACUGUUCUACUAACUGUAUUACUAACUGUCCUGUCCGUCUCCCUGUCUCUAUCCUCUAGGUGAUGUCAUAGUGAGUGUGAAUGACAUCAUCGUGCUUGGCUACACCCAUGCCCAGGUGGUAAAGAUCUUCCAGUCCAUCCCAAUCGGCUCCAUGGUGGACCUGGCCCUGUGCCGUGGCUACCCCCUGCCCUUUGACCCCGACGACCCCAACACCAGCCUGGUGACCUCCGUGGCCAUCCUGGACAAGGAGCCCAUCAUCGUCAACGGCCAGCAGAGCUACGACUCCCCGUCCAGCCACGGCAGCCAGACCGGAGGCCCCGUUAACGGGAUAAGGGAGCCGCGGGCUCUCAGCCCCUCGGCGGAGGUGACGUCCAACGGCUCUCACGGUUACUCCUCCAGCGAUGUGGUCACCCUGGCGUCGUCCAUCGCUGGGCAGCCCGAGCUGAUCACGGUGCACAUGGAGAAGGGCGAUAAGGGCUUUGGGUUCACCAUCGCUGACAGCCUGACGGGUGGGGGUCAGAGGGUGAAGCAGAUUGUGGACUACCCCCGCUGCAGGGGCCUGAAGGAGUCAGACAUUCUGAUGGAGGUGAACAAGAGGAACGUCCAGAACAUGAGUCACAACCAGGUGGUGGACCUGCUCAGCAAGUGUCCCAGAGGGAGCGAGGUCACCAUGCUGGUGCAGAGAGGUACGUAGUCCACUGAUCAGGAUCAGGAGGGAGGGAGAGGAGGAAGGAAGGACUGAGGAAUUGGAUUGAGGGGUGUCUGGUCAUAAUGCUGGUACAUGCUCAACCCAGGAGGAGGAUAUGAGAAGGGGAAGGAGGGAAUGGGAGAGGAGGAUGGAUGGAGCAAUAGAGGUGUGUCUGCAGAUAAAGGCACUUCCACUGGCAAACAGCAUGCAUAG
Coregonus sp. 'balchen' is the source of this 22770-nucleotide messenger RNA. The record is from the annotation of a GenBank genome assembly. NCBI's taxonomy places the organism in Eukaryota, Metazoa, Chordata, Actinopteri, Salmoniformes, Salmonidae.